Molecule: messenger RNA, 5215 nt
Organism: Drosophila nasuta
Lineage: Eukaryota; Metazoa; Arthropoda; Insecta; Diptera; Drosophilidae
Gene: stum
Product: mechanosensory transduction mediator stumble
Exons: 8
Coding region: 85-4647 (1520 amino acids)
Biological process (GO): sensory perception of mechanical stimulus; proprioception; taxis
Cellular component (GO): sensory dendrite
Source: RefSeq, a predicted model, not a curated record
UGGUUCCUCCUCAUGCAGUGGAGCUCCCAAUGCCCUUAAAAUCACCGGUGCCAAACAGGAGUUAUACGAUUCCGACUCCCCGUAAUGGACAUGGAUAUCAUACUUUCACCAAAGCAAUAUCUGCAGCAGCAGCAAAGGGAGAUUAUGCGUGAUGCCAGCGAAAGACAGCGACGAGAGAGCUACAACACAUCAUAUGGACCCGAUACGCCUCAAUCUCCGAGCCUAAUUCACAGUCAAUUCGCCGAGUCCGGCAAUAACAUGAAUAUGAUGCAAGACGACCAAGGCUCGCGAGUGCAGUCUAUUGCUGGAGAGAUGUCACCGGUUGUGUUCAAGGACUCUGUCGCCACUGGCGGUGAUUAUCGAGUGGGAGAAACUCGUCUGCACAAGAAGUCCUCCUUUACCAUACUCUCAGUAAGAUCUCCCAAGUCCUCGCUAACCCACAGUCCUAGUACGACGCCGGUUGCACAGCGGCGGCUUCGAACUCCCGCUGGCAGGCACGCGUCAAUACAGUCCACCACUACCUCGUCCACUGCAGUGCCACCGCCCGUUCGGGCGAGACGCAAGUCUCUGACUGGAUCCCGCCUACCGCAGUUGCCUCCGCUUAGUAACCAGCAGGCAGCCGAUGAUUCGCCACGUCCCUCGGUGCAGUUCAACAUGAGCGGACGUUAUAGUCCCAGCAAGCUGGCCAUGCCCACGAAAGGCAUACUGCAACAACGGGAUUCGUUGACCUCCUCGGUAGAUACGUAUACGCCGCGAGUGCAGCGUCGUGGAUCUAUCAACAACAAAGAGUCCUCUCAGGGCCUCUCUGAGCUGUUUGGUCAGCGCAUUAAGAGUAUGGAAACGUUGCCGUUGAUAACAGAUCCUUAUCGCAGUGGUAUUCCACGAUUUCAUCGUUCGGCCAUGGAAUUGGACAAGGAGACAGCAAUCAUACCACCGGGCUCACUGCCGCGCCCACUAAAGCCAAAUCCAAAUCCCACUCGCAAGCAACGUGGUCUGCUUGGCGUUGUUAAUAGGCAAGACGACUAUACCCGUAAUCCUCCGCGUUCAAACUGGUUAAGCCUGGACGAUUUGAUAGUCGGUACACGUUUGCCAAAGUCCAGUAUGGAGCCAAUUCGCAUGCAGGCACGACGACGCUCAAGUUCCACAUCACCGGAACGUCGUAGCUCCACGCAAACGGCAUCGGAUCGACGCAGUUCCAAUUUGAGUAGCAUAACCACCUCCGACUUUAGCUUCCGCCGACCUUCUCUCUCAACACUGCCAUCCACCAUACAACGUCGCAAAUCGAUUUAUCUACCGGGUGCUAAGAUGACAGCAAGUCCGCGACGCCAAAUCAUAACCAACAGGGAUCUAAAGCAGCAUAACAAGCGCACUAAGAUUGCCAAGCCGAGUACGCUUUCUCCAAUUAUUGGUACACCCAACAAGGACAUACCGCAGAGUCCAUUGCAUGGGGAUGCGUAUGAAGCAGCGCACAUGGACACGGCAUCCGAGUUGUCCGCACGUCGAGAUUCUAUAUCCCGCAUUCCCGUGCGCAGUCGCCGGAACUCUGUAUCCAAUUCGCGUUCUAAUUCACCACUAAAGGACUUUAGCAGCUCUCAUAUUUUGUCGGGUCGCAAUUCACAAGCGAGUAAUAGUCGUUCACCGUCUCAGGCAACGAAUCGCAGUGGUCUUGAUACCCAUGGCCUAGGGAUUACGGAUAUCCGAUUGACACCUACUCGAUUCAAUGCAAGUCGUCCCACAUCGCGAGGGCCUCCCUCAAGACCAGAGUCCCGUAUGGCGGAUACCAAUGAUAUGUCCAUCAAUUCUCGCGCCAAUUCUCGGAGCAAUUCCCGGGCAAAUUCACGUGCUAAUUCCCAAGCUAAUUCUCGAGCCAACUCUCGGCUCAGUGUACGUUCCUCGUUGCGAUCCACAAGCCUUUCGCCAGCAACCAUGUCGCGUAAUAGUCGUAAAUCUGACACCACGCCCAAUCGCAGAAAAUCCAUUUCAAUAAGUCCCAAAAGUGGAAUGCUUGGACGUCGAAUGUCGCUGAGUCCGGCAGGAAAGCAAGGAAAACCAAUUUCCAAGAAGGAUCAUAAGGAGACAAUUUUCGCAAGUCAACGUCGGAACUCUCGCUCCCGUAUACCGACAAGUAUUAAUCAAAACGGAAGAAAAUCCGCUUCGCCUUCUAAAAAAGCAGAGGAACGAGGAAAGACCGAGAAGUCAAAGUCCCCUAGGUCCCCAAAAGGUAAAAAGAUAACGACAACAUCUACGAAAUCAAGCCCAAGGGAAAAGUCAACAAAAUCUGAAAGUGCCAAAAAGAAGACGUCCUUAAUUAGCAAGCCAGAGACAAGUGUAAAACGAACUGUGUCAAAAACGUUACCGGCGAUGCCAGCAAAGAAGCCACAAACAUCGAGUCAACCGAAGACACCUAUUUCCCAGAAACAGAAGACAGAAAGUAAACAGGCGAAAAAUGGUGAAAAAUCCACUAAAUCCAUAAUUAAAACCAACGGGGCAAAUGGUUCUAGUGGAUUACCCAAACCCCUGGCAAGAACUGGUUCCCAGAUGAAUACUAAAAAGGCAACAACUGAAAGUCCUGAAAAGAAAGUGAAGCAAAAGGAAUCACCGAAAAAGGCAGAGCAUGCCAAGGACUCUGCGGCAGACAGUUCCCAACCGUUAGCUGUCCAUGUCGGUAACGCAGUACUGCAAGCGGCAGAAGCAUUGCCAGCUGUUCGCAACGAGGUCAACGCAUCUACCACUGGAGGCAUCAAGCGUCAAGGCUCGAACAUGUCAACAUUGGUGCGAAUGAGUUCCCGACUCAGCUUGGUUAGCAAUAAGAAGCGUGUGGAUUCCGCACAGAAUCGUAAGGUGGCAACGGUUCCAGAGCAGACGCAAGAGACUGAGGUGCCAAAAGGUCAUGCUGCGCAACUUGCUACUACUGGCCAAUUGACCUCCGGUGAUGGUGGCUCAGGGCAGACUGCAACAAGUUCUAGUAACUCACAGAAGACCUUAAAGAGUGAGACUCACAAAACGAUUAACGAAAAUUUAACCGACCCCAAAAGCCAAGAAACCGAAGCCGGACUCGCCCCCGAAAUUGGCAAUUCACCUAGUCCCAAUGGUCUGACAGCGACAGCCAAGCCGCAUGACUCCAUAUCGCGUCUCGAUACAGCAGACGGAAGUCAUGCCCAAAAUAGUUCGGCGGAGAUGCAUAAGUCCCCCUUGCCCCCCACACAGCCCAUCGAAGCAUCGAUAUCGGUGUUGAAUGCCACUGAGACCGAUUCGGCAACUACUUUAGUUGGUGGUCAACCUGUAACCGUGAAACCAGAGAUAGACUCUGAAAGACCCAAUGUUCAAGCGGAUUUGACUGAUGACUUCAAGCGUGCAACUCCGCCACCCGGCGAGGAUUUUCAAGUGGAUGACAAGCGACUAUCUCCUGAUGGUCAAGGUUCAACAGCAGGCAGUGGUGGCAUUGUAAACAGAAGCAGCAGCCAGGAAUUCCUCAAGGAUGAUGUAAAGAAAGGCGGCAUCUGUCGUUGCUGUACCACACUUUGUAUGCGUUUCCGUCGAUCGCAUUGCAUGCGUUGUUGUGGACGACGACAGGAUCGUUUAAAUGGCUCAGUUGAGGAGCAACCAGUUCUCUCGAGUGCUCGCAGCAGUGCCACGACAACUCACAUGGAGAUAGUGGACGAAACCAAGUCCAACAAAAAGAAAUCUCGUUGUUGGCCCAUGUCCAAUUGCUGCAAGAGUUGUCGCAAAAAGUCAACAGCUGGUGAAAUAGUUGAAAAAGAGACCAAAGCCAGCACUAUGAGUGCGGAGCCAAUGCAUCAAUCGGGUGCAAUGCAACGACCACAGCAGCAGGGCAAGUGUGGGCUCUGCCUGCGAAAGAUUUUCUGUUGCCGAUCCGUGAAUAAAGUCGAUCCCGUGACUGGCGAUGAAACCGAGCUAAGGAAAUGUUGCUUCUGCAUACCGUGUCGACGUAAGCGGGGAGUGGGUAACCGGACAGAGCCCAAGGUUGCAUGGCGAGAUCGUGAUCCAGAGCUUGGAAUCACGGCAUCAGAUGCAGCAAUUGUUGAAGGAUCUUCGAUGGCACCGUCCACAGCGGGACCCACAGAAGACACGACCAAAAUGAGUUGCUGCCGACGUUUCUGGCUCGCGCUCCUCUGUUGCCGCAAGAAACCACGACGUGGCUCCGAUGCCAGGCGACAGAGUAUCAAGGCACCACCACCCAGUGAGGACACACGUCGCAAGUUGCAUAAUGAUCUGGUGGAGUACACGUCAAAAAUGAAGGGGGCAAUUCCUGUGCUGCCGCUGUACUUGGCCUGGUUUUGCGCCUUUUGUAAUGUUAUCUUUCCUGGUCUAGGCACUCUACUAUCUGGACUCUUCUGCUUGUGUGUCGGCAUUCCGAGAUUCUCUCAAUACGACAGCGCGCGUGCUCGGAUUGGAUCUUUUAUCAUUAACAUCAUUGUAGCGGUAUCACAAUUCUUUUGUGUACUCUUCUGCUUUGUAGGUUGGGGUUGGUCUAUUUGGUGGGGCGCUAUAAUGCUUAGAUGUGCAAAAAAACUGAGUAAAAUCAAAAAGGUCGAACGACUUGAACUUGAAGAGGAACAGCGCCAAGCCGAAUUAGCUGCUGCGCAAGACGCACAUCGUGGGGAAACUGAGGCCGCCAAAACCUAGUGACCUAACGAAAAAACUAUUAAUAUGUUGUCUGAGCAAAUAUUAUCAUUCUCGUUAAAACACUUCCAAAAUUUCUUCCGGACAAACUAUGAAAGGACAGAGUAACCUAUCUGAAGAAUUAAAAUCGUCAAACUUCCAACUUUCUAAAAAGUGGCGAAAAAAAUUGAGAUUCCAAAAACAAAAUUCACUUCCACGUGUACAUACAUAUGUAUUAUAAGUAUUUAUACAAACUUUUACAAAUAAGUGACCUUACCAUACAUAGUCCUUUAAUAGUCAUAUCAUGAGCGUAAUAGGAAAAUAAAUAUUAUUUUAUUUACUAAUACAGAAAUGUUAAAUGUUGUACUCACAUUAUCAUGUUUUACGACAAUAUUUUUUGGUUAAUCAAAUAAAUAUUAUUCCAAUCAAGAAAAUGUGGUAAAAAUGUGUGUGUGUUCCUUCGCUUAAAUUCAAACUGACGAUUUAAAUAUGAUAACGGCAUUUAUUUUAGAACUAUGGGAUCUAAACGUUUUCAUGUGAUUGCCUUUGUUACAUUCACAUGAAACUAUAUACGACAGGGAUACAUGAAAUA